ACGCCUCUCGCUCUUCUUCUCUUAUCCACUAUCUAGAGCAUAGAUGAUGAAAGAAGACGAUUGCUAUGGCUAUGGAGAUUGCUCAUCGUUUCACUGGUUCAUCUAUCGCCUUUAGCGUGGGAAAAUCUAGGAUUAGGAACGGUGUUUCUGGGAUGGCUCGUGUUGGAUUAUCUUCGGUUUCGGCAGUACAUGUACCAAGAAGGAUGCUUAUGCAGCUCGCUGGGUUUGGUUCGGUCUUGACACUUCUGGGUUCUCCUGGUUUAGCGGCGCCUCUUCCUGAAAUGAAGGAACCUCAAGUCAUCAGGACGUUAAAGCUCCCAAGUGGCGUGAGGUUUCAAGAGAUUGUCGAAGGGGAAGGACCAGAGGCUCAUGAAGGUGACCUGGUCGAACUAAACUAUGUAUGUCGACGUGCAAAUGGAUAUUUCGUUCAUAGCACUGUGGACCAAUUCAGUGGUGAAAGCUCUCCUGUCAAACUUAUUCUUGAUGGAAACGAUGUAAUUGAGGGCUUGAAGGAAGUCCUGGUGGGCAUGAAAGCCGGAGGGAAGCGCAGAGCACUGAUACCUCCGUCAGUAGGGUACAUAAAUGAGACAUUGAAACCAAUCCCCGAGGAGUUUGGACCACGGCGCAGUCUUCUAUCGCAUGCAAACGAGCCUUUGGUCUUUGAAAUCCAACUCUUGAAAGUAUUAUGAAAAUUUUCUUCCGGUCAAUGUUAUGAUAUAUUCGGCUGUGAUUGUUUGUUUUCUAUUGUAAAUCUGUAACACCAGCUGCUUUGAACUACUACAUGGUUAAUGCUAUGGGGAAUUUACCUACGAGUUAAAAACUGUA
This is a messenger RNA of Capsella rubella, 825 nucleotides long. RefSeq names its product peptidyl-prolyl cis-trans isomerase FKBP16-1, chloroplastic. The record is from RefSeq and is a predicted model, not a curated record. Gene Ontology annotation, molecular function: peptidyl-prolyl cis-trans isomerase activity. Lineage: Eukaryota; Viridiplantae; Streptophyta; Magnoliopsida; Brassicales; Brassicaceae. The coding region runs from base 66 to 689 and encodes 207 amino acids. The transcript has 8 exons.